CUUAUACAUCGGCAUCGUACGGACUACGGUGUUUUUACACGGCAAAAAUGUUUGGAAAAAAAUAAAAAUAAAUUUAAAAAUCUAUGUGUUCGACUGAUUAAUUUCUUAAGUUUAUACUUUAUUAUUUAUUAAAAUAGCAUUUUACUCACAAGUUGAGUUUUUAGUGUAGAUCUAUGUGAGAGUAGUAUGUCAAUUGUGUAUAUAUUAACUCUUGACACUUGUUCUAUUGUGAUCACCGGCGGAAAAAAGCCGGCCUAAACAUUAAGAAUUCCAUAAACGAAAAUAUUCCAUUAUACAAUGGGUUGCAUUUGCUUUUUUUUUGAGAAUCCUUUAACAAUGUCCAAUGAAAAGAAAGAGUCAUUUUUGAAAAUAAGUAUUUUAACUAUAGCAGCAAUAUUAUCUUUUGCUACAAGGCUGUUUUCUGUGCUUCGUUUUGAAAGCGUUAUUCACGAAUUUGAUCCUUAUUUCAACUAUCGAACAACUCAAUAUCUUACAGAAGAAGGAUUUUAUAAAUUUCAUAAUUGGUUUGACGAUCGAGCAUGGUAUCCGUUAGGGAGAAUUAUUGGAGGUACAAUUUAUCCAGGCCUCAUGAUCACAUCAACUGUUUUUUUUAAUUUGCUUCAGUUUUUGAAUGUCACUAUAGAAAUUAGAAACAUAUGUGUGUUUUUGGCCCCUUUAUUCUCCAGUUUCACUACUAUUAUUACAUUCCUUUUAACCAAAGAAUUAAAAGAUACUCGUGCAGGACUUAUUGCUGCAUCAAUGAUAUCUAUCGUUCCGGGAUAUAUAUCUCGCUCAGUGGCAGGCUCAUAUGACAAUGAAGCUAUUGCUAUUUUCUGUAUGCUUUUGACCUACUACGCGUGGAUCAAAUCUGUUAAAUCUGGUAGCAUACUGUGGUCGUCAUUUACCGCGCUAGCAUAUUUCUACAUGGUUUCAUCAUGGGGUGGUUAUGUAUUCCUAAUAAAUUUAAUACCGAUGCACGUAUUAGUACUUAUAGUUACUGGUCGUUUUUCACAUCGAGUCUAUGUGGCAUAUAGCACCUUGUAUUGUAUUGGAACAAUAUUGUCUAUGCAAAUAUCAUUUGUUGGUUUCCAGCCUGUCCAAACUUCUGAGCAUAUGAUGGCUUUAGGUGUUUUUGGUUUGUGUCAGAUACUAGGAGGUAUCAAUUAUUUACGUACAAAAAUUAUUGGCGAUGAUUUCCAGGUCUUGUUCCAGUUUAUUAUUUAUCUCAUUGGUGGCUUGGUAGCCGUUGUUGGUGGUUUACUUUCAAUAACCGGAAAAAUUGCUCCUUGGACUGGUCGUUUUUAUACGUUACUGGAUCCAUCUUAUGCCAAAAAUCACAUACCGAUUAUUGCAUCAGUGUCCGAGCAUCAACCCACAUCAUGGUCUUCGUUCUAUUUUGACUUGCAAAUAUUGGUGUUCAUGUUUCCUGUCGGUUUAUAUUUCUGUUUCAAAAAGCUUACAGACGCUAACAUUUUUGUGAUACUUUAUGGUGUUACCAGUAUUUACUUUGCCGGUGUAAUGGUGCGUUUAAUGUUGGUUCUGGCUCCCGUUAUGUGUAUUUUAUCGGGAAUCGGUGUCUCAGCUAUGUUAUCGACUUAUAUGACACAGUAUGUAGAGUCCUCCACGAAAGUGCCAGAAAAAAAGACAAAGAAAAAUGAAAACAAUAAAUCAAUGCAACGCGAAGUUGCUACAGCGUUUAUAACUAUCAUGACAUUUAUGAUGUUAUCGUAUGUAUUUCAUUGUACAUGGGUCACUUCUGAGGCUUACAGUUCGCCCAGUAUUGUUUUAUCCGCUCGUACACAUGAUGGGUCUCAAAUCAUUUUUGACGAUUUUCGAGAAGCAUAUUAUUGGUUGCGGAUGAAUACACCAGAGGAUGCACGAGUUAUGUCCUGGUGGGAUUAUGGUUACCAGAUUACAGCAAUGGCUGAUCGAACAAUAUUGGUUGAUAACAACACCUGGAACAAUACUCAUAUCUCCAGAGUAGGUCAGGCUAUGGCGUCCGGUGAAGAACAGGCGUAUGAAAUAAUGAAAGAGUUGGAUGUAGACUACGUGUUAGUCAUUUUUGGUGGUGUUGUUGGUUACUCGUCAGACGAUAUAAAUAAAUUUUUGUGGAUGGUGCGUAUUGGUGGUUCCACCGAAAAAGGUAAACAUAUUAAAGAAUAUGACUAUUAUUCACCAAGUGGAGAAUUUCGAGUAGAUAAAGAGGGGUCGAAAACAUUGAAAAAUUCACUUAUGUACAAAAUGUGCUAUUAUAGAUUUGGACAAGUUUUCUCAGAAGGAGGUAAACCAGCAGGUUAUGACCGUGUCCGAAAUGCAGAAAUUGGUGUAAAAAAUGUUACAUUAAGUGUGCUGGAUGAAGCUUAUACAACAGAACAUUGGCUUGUUCGUAUAUACAGGGUUAAAGAUUAUGAUAACCGUGGGGGUAAAAUGAAACCGAACAAAGUUUGAAAACUUAAACAAAAAAUUGCAAUCUGAAUGAUCAAAUAAAUUAUGAACAAAAAAAAAAGAAAGAAAAUAUCAACUAUAAUUAUUAUUUUUUUUCUAUUUCUUUUGUUUUAUUUAGAAUUAAUUUUCACGAAUUUUGUGUGGCUUUUGGGUAUUCCAAAUAUUAAACUUUAAAUACCCGUCAUACAAGGCUUGCUUAGCUCAUUGUUUUUUAAACGAUUUUGUGUCAACAUUUAUUAUACCUAUAUUUUUAAAAGUAUAUAUUACCAUUGUAUUAUUUUUUUAAAUUUUAUCUCAAAAUAAAAUAAGAUCCAUUAUGACAUUUGUAUACGAACUACUGGAACAACAGUUUUCAUUUGACUUAAUUAAUAAGAUAUAUUUGUAAAAAAAAAUGUUUACACCCUUUGGACGUGUAAUAAAACAUGGAAGUGUGCAAUCUAUUAACAAUUAUCAAUUUUCAAUCAAAAUCAUGUUUUAUAAAUAUUAAAUUUGUAUAAUAUACAAAUUUUGUUUCUUAAAACA
Molecule: messenger RNA, 2967 nt
Organism: Adelges cooleyi (spruce gall adelgid)
Lineage: Eukaryota; Metazoa; Arthropoda; Insecta; Hemiptera; Adelgidae
Gene: Stt3A
Product: dolichyl-diphosphooligosaccharide--protein glycosyltransferase subunit STT3A
Exons: 13
Coding region: 298-2448 (716 amino acids)
Biological process (GO): post-translational protein modification
Cellular component (GO): membrane
Molecular function (GO): dolichyl-diphosphooligosaccharide-protein glycotransferase activity
Source: RefSeq, a predicted model, not a curated record